This is a messenger RNA of Corythoichthys intestinalis (scribbled pipefish), 5693 nucleotides long. Its product is annotated as solute carrier family 2, facilitated glucose transporter member 4-like. Gene Ontology annotation, cellular component: perinuclear region of cytoplasm; endomembrane system; membrane. The transcript is spliced from 11 exons. Gene Ontology annotation, biological process: monosaccharide transmembrane transport. The record is from RefSeq and is a predicted model, not a curated record. Bases 113 to 1624 code for a protein of 503 amino acids. Lineage: Eukaryota; Metazoa; Chordata; Actinopteri; Syngnathiformes; Syngnathidae. Gene Ontology annotation, molecular function: hexose transmembrane transporter activity.
CAGGCACCGUCAAACGCAGGACGUUUCCCAUUCGGAUCGUAUCGCUUUUUUGUCUUGAAGGUUGAAAAGGGGGGAGCAGGGCGCGCGCCCCGGGGCGGAGGAGCCAACAGUCAUGCCGGCCGGCUUUCAGCAACUCGGAGGAGAGACGGUGACUGGAAGCCUCGCCCUAUCCGUCUUCACCGCCGUCCUGGGAUCGCUGGAGUUUGGCUACAACAUCGGCGUCAUUAAUGCCCCUCAGAAGAUUAUCGAGCGGGACUACAAUGCCACGUGGGUGCACAGGUACGGGCAGGCCAUCCCUACGGGGACGCUCACGUCACUCUGGUCCUUGUCGGUGGCCAUUUUCUCCAUCGGAGGAAUGUUGUCUUCCUUCUGCGUGGGCUUCGUUUCCGAGUGGCUGGGCAGGAGAAAAGCCAUGCUAAUCAAUAACCUGCUAGCGUUCCUGGGCGGGAGCCUGAUGGGUCUUUCCAAGCUGUGCCGCUCCUUCGAGAUGCUGAUCCUCGGCCGAUUCGUCAUCGGCGCCUACUGCGGGCUGGCAUCCGGUUUGACCCCAAUGUACGUGGGGGAGAUCGCUCCGACAGGUUUGCGGGGCGCUUUAGGGACGCUGCACCAGAUGGCCAUCGUGACGGGAAUCCUCCUGGCGCAGGUUCUGGGCCUGGAGCAGCUACUGGGAAGUGAGGAGUUGUGGCCAGUCCUACUAGGCCUGACAGUGCUCCCCACAGUCCUCCAGAUGGCGCUGCUGCCUUUCUGCCCGGAGAGUCCACGGUUCCUCUACAUCGUCCGGUGUCAGGAGCACCACGCCAAAAGAGGCUUGAGGAGGUUGACGGGCCGGCAAGAUGUAGACGACCUCCUGGAGGAGAUGAAGGAGGAGAAGCGAAGGAUGGACAUGGAGCGUAAGGUGUCCAUCCCGGAGCUGUUUCGCUCCCCCCUGCACCGGCAGCCCAUGGUCAUUUCCAUCUUGCUGCAGUUGUCGCAGCAGCUCUCCGGGAUCAACGCGAUUUUCUACUACUCCACCAGCAUCUUCACCAAAGCCGGAAUCCAGAGUCCCGUUUAUGCCACGAUUGGAGCCGGAAUAGUAAACUGCGCUUUCACCGUGGUUUCGCUCUUCCUGGUUGAACGGAUGGGUCGGCGGACUCUCCACAUGCUAGGACUGGGCGGCAUGUGCGUCUGCGCCGUGGUCAUGACUGUAGCACUCAGCUUACUGGAAACCGUUCGCGCCAUGAGCUACGUUAGCAUGCUAGCCAUCUUCGGCUUCGUGGCCUUCUUCGAGGUGGGCCCCGGUCCCAUUCCUUGGUUUUUCGUGGCCGAGCUCUUCUCGCAGGGUCCCAGGCCUGCCGCCAUGGCCGUGGCGGGCUGCUCCAACUGGACCGCCAACUUCAUCGUCGGCAUGUGCUUCCAGUACAUCGCCGAUCUUUGCGGCCCGUACGUCUUCUUGAUCUUCGCCACCCUGCUCCUGUUCUUCCUCGUCUACACGUUCUUCCGCGUGCCCGAGACGCGCGGCAAAACCUUCGACCAGAUCUCGGCCAACUUUCACCGCAGGUUGCCCGACGCCAUGAUGGACAUGGACAUGGAACUCAACAAAACCAGCACCGAACUGGACUACUUAGGGGACGAAGAACUGAACUGAAAACAUACCGAAGAGUUUUGUGUGUCGUUGAUUUAACUCGUUUUUGAUUUAACUUAAUACGUUGGAAUUUCUGCACUUUAACACUUAGUUUUGUCAAGUGUAGCGAACGUUGAAAAAGUUCCAUUUUCUCUGUGAAGGGCUUGUUCUUCGACGGCUAUAGACGUCCAAUUUUGACUCGUUUGAGCGGCAGCACACGAGUAGCCGUCAGGACCGACUUGCCCAAAGUUAUUUUUCCAGAACAAAACAUUGUUACAUUACAUUUAAAACUCAUACCCCCAGUCAAAAUGGAUUGGACGUCUUGCACCGUAAAAAUGGAUACCUCGUGUAAAUGUUACAAUCAUUUAAGAGUGACGUUUGUGUUGUAAAUAAAAAUUAAAAAAGGACAGAAUUCUUCCAAUUGCAAACAGUUUUAUUGUCAUUGACUUAACAUUGCACAUAACGUCCUCUGAACCAACAAAAAAAAAAAAAAAAUAUUUGCAAGUAAAACAAAGUCUUUACAGGAUUAGUCCCCCCUCAACUGAGGAUAACAAUUUGUUUUGUUUUGUUUGUUUGUUUUAAGAGUUGUCAGCUAAAUCCCGCCCCCGUAAAUGCACCACAAAAUUAAAACAAAUAAAAAUCAAGGCUAGUUCCUGUAGUAACUACUUGAUACAACAAUCCAUUUUUUUUUUUUUUUUUCAACAAGUAGAGAAUUGGAACCAGCAUCCAUUUCACUUUUUUAGAGCCCCUAACUCGGCCCCCCUAAAUAGAGGUGGGGGCAGGGGCUAAGGUAGUCUGAGGGGUGGCACGGGUUCAGGCGGGAACGAACAGAGAGGAGACGUGCAUUGUCAAACGUAGCUAGUCCUUCAACCCGUGGACCUUUUAAGAAAAAAAACAAAAUACCCCUAUUUGGUGUGACUAACUUGAAAUCCAUUUGAACUGGGUUAGAGUUCAUUUUAGAAAAAACAAAGCUGCUAGAACAGUAGGAAAAUCCGUUUCAGUGUCGCACCUGUUGGAGGGUCCCAAAACCGUCCGGUCGGAAGAGUCACUCCGUCGGUGCGGGGAGGCUUGUGUCGAGAGUCUGCGGAAAGCCAAAAGUGUUUCACUCUUGCUAAUAGAGGUGUGGUAAAACAUUGCAAUAAUUUAUAUAUGGCGGAAAACUCCGACAAGGCUGAAAAAGGAGUUAAAAUAAACUUUUUUUAAGCCAAAACAACUGCUGUGUUUGAUGGAACAAUAUGUCUAGUAUAUGCAUAGCAGAUUCAUGGUGCAUUAAGCACCCGAACCAUUUUUAAUUUAUCCGUUUUACUAGAGCUGGGAAUCUUUGGGCACCUUACGAUUCAGAGACUCCGAUUCGAUUAUAAAACGAUUAUUAUAUGAUAUCCUUUUUUUUUUUUUUUUUUUUUUUUUUUUAAGUGUUUUGUACAUUUGUUCCAAAAUUGUUACAAAAAUCCUCUCAGGCUAAAUCAAACUACUAUUUCAGUUUCAAGUUAACAUAUAACAGUAAAAUAUACGAAAAUAACAGUAAAUAAAAAAAACUCCAGUCCCCCUUCUGUAUCAGCAGCUUUAAACUACAUUCAAUUAAUUUAAUGUUGUGAAUCAACUGUUACAGUUGUUAACCCUUUAGCACCUAAGCCCAUUUUGGCCGAAUUUGCAUGCAUUUGAUGUUGCCUUUAUAUUUCAAAGAAAAAAUUGUUCACAAUGGCCAAGUUGGGUCCCUUUCGGGACACCUUGAACUUCAUGUCCAAACUGUUGUUUUCUUCACUGACCAAUUAUAAUCCACAUUUUGGACCCAAAAAGACAAAAAAAAAAUCCAAAAUAUUUUUUCAAAAUUUGUAAUGUUGGCGUCCCAUUGACAACCAAACAUGCUUGAACAACCGUUUUGAAGCUUGAUAAUAUUUAUUCAACUUGUUAGGAUAAACAUUCAAUAGAAAAAAAUAAGAUUGUGUUGAAUAGUCAAACAUAAAACUAUUCAAACAGCGGGUAUGGUCAUAGGCGUUUUUAGCCUUUACACAUACUAUGGUCAAUACAGGUUAUAUACAGUGCAAAAUAGUGAGAAAAAAAUAUAUAUAUAUAUCAUCUAACCAGUGUUGUUAAUCUUACUGAAAAAAAGUAAUUAAUUAUAGUUACAAAUUACUUCUCCCAAAAAGUAAUUGCGUUAGUAACUCAAUUACCUGAAUGUAAGAGUAAUUAGUUACUUGGCAAAGUAAUUGGUGAUAAUUACUUUUUUUUUUCCCCCUCAAAAAAAAAAAAAAAAAAACAUUGGCCACACUAUGUGAAGUUUUUUGUGAAGGUUUUUGGUACAAUUGGCCCGAGCCCAAUUCUUUACCCUAAUUUACCCUGAAUCAACUGUUAAAAGUUGUUAAAAUUGCUCCCAUUAUUGCAUUUGUUCCCUUCUCUCUACUUUCGACAUAUGAAAGUUUUAAAACUGUUUCAUCAUUUAAAGAUAGAUUCAAGUCAAGAUUUUGCCGAUUUAGAAGUAUUUUAGAUAAAAAGUUACUUAGGUUCGCUAGGAAGGUUCUCUACAACAGAGCCGUCCUAAAAAGUCUACUGCUUUAAGAUGGCGGCUGUCUACUAACGCAUUUAGUGCCAUGCAGUGUUGUUAAUUUUACUUUAAAAAAAGUAAUUAAUUACAGUUACAAAUUACUUCUCCCAAAAAGUAAUUGCGUUAGUAACUCAGUUACCUGAAUGUAAGAGUAAUUAGUUACUUGGCAAAGUAACUAGUGAUAUUUUUUUUUUCUCAAAAAAAAAAAAAAAAAAAAAAAAAAAAAAAAAAAAAAACAGGUCACACAAUGUGAAGCUUAAAGGGCUUGGGGGACAAUUGGCCCAAGCCCAAUUCUUUACCCUCCACUUAACUAGACACAAGGGUAUUGCGAUAACUAGCUAGCAACCUUUGCUAUGUGCGGAAGUCAUUUCAAGUUGUGAAUCAAUCGUUGAAGUUGUUAAAAUUUCUCCCGUUAUUGCAUUAGUUCCCUUCUGUCUACUUUAAACAUGUGUAAGUUUUAAAACUGUUUCAUCAUUUAAAGAUAGAUCUAAGUUAAGAUUUUGCCGAUUUAGGAGCAUUUUAGAUUUAAAAAAAUUACUUAGGUUCGCUAGGAAGGAUCUCUACAUCAGGGCCUUCCUGAGAGGUCUACUGCUUUAAGAUGGCGGCUGUUUACAAACGCAUGUAGUCCUUAAAACAUGUUGGCAAUGCAGCAGUGUCUGUCAUUUGCAUCUAGAUCUAUAAUAUGAUAUCUACCGUGUCAUGUGGGCGUAGUUUGUCGGCUAUGGCUGCAGUCAGGUAUUAUUGGAGCCAUCUAGCAUCGCGGUUGCAACGGCGUCUUCCCCACUCCUGCUCUGCUCUCGUCCCCGUGAGUCCGUUUCUCUCAGACUUUUUUUUUAUUCAACCAACUUAGUAACGCAUAGUAACGCAUGUUUUUCCCGCCUCAGUAACGGUAACGGCGUUGCCAAGAUGAGAAAAGUAAUUAAUUAGAUUACUCAUUACUGAAAAAAAUAACGCCGUUAGUAACGCCGUUAAAUUGUAACGCCGUUAUUAACAACACUGCAUCUAACACAAAAAGGGUUUAGAGGAUAUCUCUGUGAAGUUAGGUAUUAUACCCAUCACCUUAUCUAAAGUAUACGUACAUGCAAUCAAGCUUCUGGAACACACAUCUAUAUAAAAAUUGAAAAGAUUCAUAGUGAAGAAAAAAAAAGUAUUUUCAAAAAUAUUGACAAGUAGUUCAGUUCAAUUGAAUUUUUUCAGGCAUGCAACCAGAUAGUUUUUUUUUUGCGCACUCAAUAAAGUUCGUUUUUGAACCAUCCACUGAGCUGCGUCACAUACGUCACACAGCCUACUCUUCUGCCGUUUGAGCGCUGCUGUCACUUCUACUCGCCGAGACGCCGACUAAUCAGAGGAAAACAACGACAAAUACAGCUCUCAUCCUAUUCCUUGAGUUGAUGAAAAAAUGCAUUAGCUUGCGCUAAAAUUAGUUUUCGAUUCAUUCUGCACGUUUCAAAGUCGCAUGUCAAACCAACCGGCCGUUGCUUGCUUCGCAUGCCUCCCUUUCAUUAGUUGGCGCCUCGCUCGGAAAUUUAUUCAAAAUGAUCACAUUCCGUU